UUUUUAGUUUAAAAAAAAGUGGGAGUUAAGGGGUAAUAAGGAGAUUUAGUUGUGUAUUUAAUGUGAGCAUGCGCAAGUGCUUCUACCUCUUUUCCAAAUUCUUCUUACUUGCACGCUCACUUUCCUUUCAUUCCAUUCUUCUUCUGCUCAAUCCAUCUGAAAAUUGGUUGAGGGUAUAACAUCUGUGUGAAGCUCUAAGUAAUCAGCAUGCGUUGGUUGGGUCUUUUAGUUGAUAUGUUUCGCCAAGUUGUAAGCUUGAACUUAUACUGUAAAGUUAUUCUCUAGAUUAUCAUUCUUUUGGUGUGUGUGCAUUGCAUUUAGAUUGAUUGAGUAGAGUGUGGUGAGGAUCAAAGGAAGUUAUGGUAGGCCAAGCAGCUGGUAAAACAACGUUUCGGGCAUUAAAACAUUGGAAUGGCAUUGAAGGUGAACCAGCGAUUAUUGUUAGAGUCAUAGCGUGCUUUCAACCCUUACACGAUUGUCAGGCUGAUUACUUCCGUCAAUUGCUUAAGCCGGUCACGUAAUUGUUCUUUUAUCUUAAAGCUGGAAUUUGUAGUUUUCUUUUUCUGUCAUUUGUUUUGAAGAGAAGCAGCAAGUUAUUGAAGGCCCCGUAUCAAAGAACCAAACGAGUGGUUCUAUUGUUCUUUGGGACUUUUUUCGGGUUCGAUGGUUAAGGCUCAUGAAUCUUGGCCUUUCCCAGAGCAUGUGGCUUGGCCAUCUCUUUAUUUGAAUGGCGCCAACACAUUGCCGGAUCCUAGUUUUUGUGGUCAUUCAGCAUAUCUGAAUCCCGCUCUCAGUGCAUUUCCAGGGUUCACAGCUCUUGCUACUCCAAGCCUGCAGACUGAUCAGACCAAUGAAGUGCGAGGGUUCGUUCGGGAUCCUAAAACAGAACCGUGUUUGAAAGAAAGAAAUAAUUAUGGAGCUAUGCAAAGCCCAAAUCCUGCAUCUUUGCAGAAGAAAUUUAUUAUAUUUGACCGGUCUGGUAAUAAGACAAGGUUGUUUUAUAGUCCUGUCUUCCCACUUAAUCAGAGUCCAAUUGAUACUAUUACGCAAUUCGCUCAAGCUUAUGAUGUUGAUCAGGAUGGACGGGCAACUAAUUUUUGUCAAAAACAUUUGCCAAAAUACAGUUUGCCAGAUGAGUCUGAUCAGGAUCAUGUAGUUAACGAAGAAAGUGAAAUGCGUGAAAACACAGAAGAAAUCAAUGCAUUACUUUAUUCUGAUGAUGAUGAGGAUGAUGACGAUGAAGACGACGAGGUAACAAGUACAUACCAUUCUCCAUUGAGUAAAAAACCAUUUGAGGACAUAAAGGAGGAUGUUGCUAGCUCUGAUUGGCCAAGCAAACGGCAUAAGCUAAUUGACGGUGGGUAUGCAAGAUUACCUCCGCCUCUGGACAGUGCUAGUUCAGUAAGACUAAACGAACCAUCUGAGUGUGUCAGCGAUGCCGAAUCCAAAUAUUCUGGCAGGCAAAUGUAUUUUACCAGGAAAACCGAAGAGGAUAAUUCAUCCUUUGGUGAUAUUCAAUUGAGAAAGGCUAAAAUCUACGAAUCAUUGAGAAUUCUCGAGAACUUAACUCCCGGAGCAAAAGGAAAGCAUCCGCUGUUAGUCAUUGAUGAAACUAUCGAUUACUUAAAAUCUUUGAUGUCUCAAACUGGUAUGCUUGGGGUAAAAAAUCACUAAAGAAUAAGUAUGAAUGAUGGAAAAGGCAUUCUUUGUUACGUUCUUAACUUUGUUGCAUGGUAAUUCUGAACACGGCAUGCUUUCUACUGUUAUUCUCAUUCUCAAGGUAUAUUUAUGGUUUAACAAUAAAGGGGCAAGUAAAAGCAACUACUAUAUACAGUAGUACUGCAAGUACUGCAAUUUGCCACUGUAAAAUGUAAAUGAAAAAUGUGAUUUGGGUUUCAAUUUGUUGACCAAAAGUUUGUAUCUUUAAGCUUUUGGAGAUAAAGGGUCACAGAUAGAAUUGACAGGAGCAUGAUUAGUGGAUGGUUGUGCUGUAAAUGAUGACAUUUUCCUUAAGAAAUGUUGAAUUUGUGUGUGAUUAUAUGCAUGCGCGUUUGGUAACUUUGGGACCCACUUUCCACCUUGUCCUUUUGAUUAUGCUUUUGUGAUAUCAUAUGAGAUAUUGGAGUGAGUAGAGUCUAAAGUGGGAGAAGAAAGUUUCUGAUGUUGGGGAGCGUGGUGUUUGAUUUCAUCAUGAAUUGAUGGGACCCUUUUGGUUUUGGUGGGUGGAAUGAAUGGCAACAAUUCCAUUUUCUACGUUGUCAUUGAGAGGUGUGUGUGUCUUGUGUUUGUUGAGUAUUCCAUUUAAGGUUUCAUUUUCAUGAUGCAAUUAUGUAUUUAUGUGUCGGUUUAUUGAGAAUGAGUCAAUUGUUUGGACAGUGGUCUUUUAAGGUUUCA
This is a messenger RNA of Lathyrus oleraceus (garden pea), 2394 nucleotides long. RefSeq names its product transcription factor bHLH143. The transcript has 3 exons. The record is from RefSeq and is a predicted model, not a curated record. NCBI's taxonomy places the organism in Eukaryota, Viridiplantae, Streptophyta, Magnoliopsida, Fabales, Fabaceae. Bases 664 to 1674 code for a protein of 336 amino acids.